Molecule: messenger RNA, 1884 nt
Organism: Equus quagga
Lineage: Eukaryota; Metazoa; Chordata; Mammalia; Perissodactyla; Equidae
Gene: ST8SIA3
Product: ST8 alpha-N-acetyl-neuraminide alpha-2,8-sialyltransferase 3
Biological process (GO): N-glycan processing; oligosaccharide metabolic process
Molecular function (GO): alpha-N-acetylneuraminate alpha-2,8-sialyltransferase activity
Source: RefSeq, a predicted model, not a curated record
AUGGAGCUGUUCAGCGCAGCUGCACUAAAAUCCAGUGGGCUGAAGAGUGUCACAUCAGCCAAAGAAGACUUGAUCAUAAAGAAGGAGAGAAGAGUCUGCUGCUCCACGUGGCUGCAGAAUGUGAGGAUCCAUGUGGCUGCAGACUGCGAGGAAGCACCUUUUAAAACGAUUUCUUCGGAGGCCUUGGUGGCUGCAUCUUGGACUGCACCUCCUCUGUGCCCUCCCCUGUCACCACCUGGCCAUAUUGCAGCCCAACGAAUCCUCACCAACCAGCUGGUAGAGUCCCUGGCUCUCCACAGAGUUCUCAGAAAAUCAUUAAGCUCCCAGGGUUGCCUGGGCCUCGACAUUCUGGGUAAAGAGCUGCACUAUGAGCCCUGCCAGGAUGAGCCAGGCCACACAGCGGCCUGGCAAGGGGACCACAUAGCCGGCGGCCGGAGACGCACGGCGCGGCGCGCUCCAUCGCCACGCCGCCCCGCAGACCCUCCAUCUUCCUGCUCAGCCCCUGGCCCCACUCGCCCCUGCCUUGGGGAUCCGGCUUCUCUCUGGGGCGCCUGCCCGCCCCCACCCCACCACACUCCACCCCACUCCCGGCCUUCCGCGGCUCCCCUGCCCGGUCCCCCUCCCCCGCCACACACGCUGACACGCGCACGCGAACACACACACUCACACGCUGACACGCCAGCGAGCUGCUGGCCGCUCAACGGAGCGAUUUCCCCGCUUUCCCUGAUCCCAGCACAGCCUGGGAUGAGAAAUUGCAAAAUGGCCCGGGUCGCCAGUGUGCUGGGGCUGGUCAUGCUCAGCGUCGCAGUGCUGAUUUUAUCACUCAUCAGCUACGUGUCCCUGAAAAAGGAGAACAUCUUCACCAUUCCCAAGUACGCCAGCCCGGGGGCGCCCCGAAUGUACGCGUUCCAGGCGGGAUUCCGGUCACAGUUUGCGCUGAAGUUUCUAGAUCCGUCAUUUGUGCCCAUUACGAAUUCUCUGACCCGCAAACUCGAAAAGAAACCUAAGUGGAGAUUUAAUCGGACAGCGUUUUUACAUCAAAGGCAAGAAAUUCUUCAGCAUGUCGAUGUAAUAAAAAAUUUUUCUUUGACCAAGAAUAGUGUUCGGAUUGGACAACUGAUGCACUAUGAUUAUUCCAGCCAUAAAUAUGUUUUUUCUAUUAGCAAUAGCUUCCGAUCACUGCUUCCAGAUAUGUCGCCCAUUGUGAAUAAGCAUUAUAAUAUUUGUGCGGUGGUUGGAAAUAGUGGGAUCCUGACAGAGAGCCAGUGUGGACAAGAAAUAGAUAAGUCAGAUUUUGUUUUCCGUUGCAAUUUCGCCCCUACGGAGCCUUUCCAAAGAGAUGUUGGAAGGAAAACCAACGUUACCACCUUCAACCCCAGCAUCCUGGAAAAAUAUUACAACAAUCUUUUGACCAUUCAGGACCGUAACAACUUUUUCCUCAGUUUAAAAAAGCUCGAUGGGGCCAUUCUUUGGAUCCCUGCGUUUUUCUUCCACACUUCAGCAACUGUUACCAGAACAUUAGUUGACUUUUUUGUUGAACACAGAGGUCAGUUAAAGGUCCAACUGGCUUGGCCUGGAAAUAUAAUGCUGCAUGUCAACAGGUACUGGAAAAACAAACAUUUGUCGCCCAAACGGCUGAGCACAGGUAUUCUUAUGUACACCCUUGCAUCAGCAAUAUGUGAAGAGAUCCACUUGUAUGGAUUUUGGCCUUUUGGACAGGACCCCAACACAGAGGAAGAUCUUCCAUACCAUUACUAUGACAAAAAAGGAACCAAAUUUACCACCAAGUGGCAGGAGUCCCACCAGCUGCCUGCUGAGUUUCAGCUGCUGUACCGAAUGCAUGCGCAAGGGCUCACCAAGCUGACUCUGUCACACUGUGCCUAA